This is a messenger RNA of Carassius carassius (crucian carp), 881 nucleotides long. Its product is annotated as synaptosomal-associated protein 23-like. Gene Ontology annotation, cellular component: plasma membrane; SNARE complex. The record is from RefSeq and is a predicted model, not a curated record. Bases 253 to 858 code for a protein of 201 amino acids. NCBI's taxonomy places the organism in Eukaryota, Metazoa, Chordata, Actinopteri, Cypriniformes, Cyprinidae. The transcript has 7 exons. Gene Ontology annotation, molecular function: syntaxin binding; SNAP receptor activity. Gene Ontology annotation, biological process: exocytosis; synaptic vesicle priming; synaptic vesicle fusion to presynaptic active zone membrane.
UCAACAUACAAGUUCACACACAUGAUUUUAAAGAACAUACACCUUCAGUAUCUGAGAUCUCUGGUCUGGAGUAAACAUCAGAGGUGUAUUUGAGGUAGGAUAUGGUUUAGGGGUGGGCAAGCACCUUCAACAGCCCCUUCCUGACUACGUCACUUUGAGAAGUUAUGUAAAUAUGCUGUUUCUCCUUUUGUGCUCCCACAACUCUCUUUGAGGAAUGUGAUGCAAAGAGGAAACGUUUACAUGUACAACUGAAUGAUCACAACACUUCAAACUCUGAAAUCCCAGUUCAGCAGAAUGGCAGACAUGUCAGUUGAAGAGAUGACAACUAAAGCCAACCAUGUAACAAAUGAGUCACUUGAAAGCACUAAACGAAUGGUACAAAUGACAAAUGAUUUUCUUUUAGAAACACUAAUGAAUGUGGAACGGGAAAUGGACCAGAUUAAGCAGGACAUGAAACAAGCUCGAAUAAACCUGAAUGAACUGUCCAAAUGCUGCGGCUUGUGUUUGUGCCCAUGUAACAGACUGAAGUCCACCGAGAGUGACUGGAGAAAAAAGCAGGUCAGGGAACCAAAGGAAAGCAAGCAGAAGGUGGUAUCAAGGCAACCGACUGCCGUUCGCAAUGGGCAGGCCUCCACCGGCCCCUACAUCAAGAGAAUAACAAAUGAUGAUCGAGAAGAUGAGAUGGAAGAGAAUCUAAGUCAGGUGGUCAACCACGUUGCAGUAUUAAAGAACAUGGCACUGGACUUGAACAACAAGAUUGAAGAUCAAAUCCAAAUAAUUGAUCAUUUAAAUAAUGAGAUUACAACAGUUACAAGUGAGGUUGCUGCGGCGGAAAAACAAGCCAGGAAACACCGAUAAGAGAAAUAUAGAAAGGACCACCA